AUGGCUGCUGCAGCAAUAGCAGUAGCAUCGUCAAACUGCUGUUGCCCCAGGUUGUUGGUUUUGUCGGCGUGGAACAGGUUCGCCAGCGUGCGGUCGCUUCAGGCCACAUCACUGUCACGUGGUCGACGUCCGAACAAAGGGAUCGAGGUGGAAAUAACGGACGAUGGCCUGCCCAAAGAUUACAAAGUGCAGCAGUUGAAGCAUGCUGAGAAGAUGAUUUUGACCAGUAAAGUGCAGGUUAAUGAAGAAGUGGCAAAAAAAGGCUCUUACUUUGUACAAGAAAGCGACGUCAUUGACGUUUGGAAGGAAGCGGUUGAGGGCAAUUCGAAAUUUGCCGAAGUUCACAGGAUCGAGAUAAUCAAUUACGAAUUAACCGAUCAAGGCUAUGAUGUUAAUUGUAAAACGUGGAAAAACUUCUAUGUACAUAAUUGGCGCGAUAAUAAAUAA
Messenger RNA from Gongylonema pulchrum, 447 nucleotides. The record is from the annotation of a GenBank genome assembly. Lineage: Eukaryota; Metazoa; Nematoda; Chromadorea; Rhabditida; Gongylonematidae.